This is a messenger RNA of Anas platyrhynchos (mallard), 8020 nucleotides long. It is a transcript of the gene CPSF2, whose product is annotated as cleavage and polyadenylation specific factor 2. Gene Ontology annotation, molecular function: RNA binding. Lineage: Eukaryota; Metazoa; Chordata; Aves; Anseriformes; Anatidae. Gene Ontology annotation, cellular component: mRNA cleavage and polyadenylation specificity factor complex. Gene Ontology annotation, biological process: mRNA 3'-end processing by stem-loop binding and cleavage. The record is from RefSeq and is a predicted model, not a curated record.
UCCUUCUCCCCGCCCCUCACAAGAUGGCGGCCGGCGGCGCCGGGGCAGGAGGCGGCGGUGGGGGCGCGCUCCGCGGGGCUUGAGGGCGGCCGAGCCUCGAGGCAGCGGCGGCGGCGGCUCGGGGGGCACCGCUGCGGGGCGUCCCCUCGCCGGGAGCGCCGGGCUGGGCCCGCUGCCGGGCGGCCAAAGGCUCCAGUGCUCCGAGCCGGGCUCCUUCUCCUCCUCCUCUUCCUCUUCUUCCUCCUCUUCCUCCCCGGUGAGCCCCGGCGGCGAGGCGCGGCCCGGCCCGGCCCCUCAGCGGCGGGGUCUGCCCCGCUGGGGCUCCCCUCAGACCCCAGAGGCGUGGAGCUGGUCCCUGCGCCGCUUCUAGCACUCCCUUAUUUUAUUUUUUAAGAUUAGUUCUUUCUGAGAUCAAGCGCUUGGACAGAAAAAUGACAUCGAUUAUCAAGCUGACCACGCUUUCAGGGGUGCAGGAGGAGUCUGCCCUCUGCUAUCUAUUGCAAGUAGAUGAAUUCCGCUUUCUUUUGGACUGUGGCUGGGAUGAGAACUUUUCUAUGGACAUUAUUGACUCCCUAAGGAAGCAUGUACACCAGGUUGAUGCUGUUCUCCUUUCUCAUCCUGACCCUCUACACCUUGGCGCUCUCCCAUAUGCAGUUGGAAAAAUGGGGUUGAAUUGUGCCAUUUAUGCAACUAUUCCUGUAUAUAAGAUGGGGCAGAUGUUUAUGUAUGAUCUGUAUCAGUCCCGCCAUAAUACUGAAGAUUUCACACUCUUUACGUUGGAUGAUGUAGAUGCAGCCUUUGACAAGAUACAACAGCUCAAGUUUUCUCAGAUUGUGAACUUGAAAGGCAAAGGACAUGGUCUGUCAAUCACACCAUUGCCAGCUGGUCACAUGAUAGGAGGCACAAUUUGGAAGAUUGUCAAAGAUGGAGAGGAAGAAAUUGUUUAUGCAGUUGAUUUCAACCACAAGAGGGAGAUCCAUCUGAAUGGAUGUUCAUUGGAAAUGUUGAGCAGGCCUUCAUUGCUUAUUACAGAUUCAUUUAAUGCUACCUAUGUACAACCCAGGAGGAAGCAACGGGAUGAGCAGCUACUGACUAAUGUUUUGGAGACAUUACGAGGUGAUGGAAAUGUAUUAAUAGCUGUGGAUACAGCAGGCAGAGUUCUGGAACUUGCUCAACUUCUUGAUCAGAUCUGGAGAACAAAAGAUGCGGGAUUAGGAGUCUACUCUCUAGCACUUCUGAAUAACGUCAGCUACAAUGUAGUGGAGUUCUCCAAAUCACAGGUUGAAUGGAUGAGCGAUAAGUUGAUGAGGUGCUUUGAAGACAAGAGAAACAAUCCUUUUCAAUUCCGCCAUCUCUCCUUAUGUCAUAGUCUUUCUGAUCUGGCUCGAGUACCUAGUCCAAAAGUUGUUCUUGCCAGUCAACCUGAUUUAGAGUGUGGGUUUUCAAGAGAUCUUUUCAUUCAGUGGUGCCAGGAUUCCAAAAACUCUAUAAUUUUAACUUACCGCACUACACCUGGAACAUUAGCACGAUUCCUGAUUGAUAAUCCUUCUGAGAAAGUUAUAGAUAUUGAGUUGAGAAGACGUGUCAAGUUGGAAGGAAAAGAACUUGAAGAAUACCUAGAAAAGGAGAAACUAAAGAAAGAAGCAGCUAAAAAGUUAGAACAGUCUAAAGAGGCAGAUAUCGAUUCCAGUGAUGAGAGUGAUGCCGAAGAAGAUAUUGAUCAGCCAACUGUACAUAAGACCAAACAUGAUUUGAUGAUGAAGGGUGAAGGUAGCCGAAAAGGAAGCUUCUUCAAACAAGCAAAGAAAUCUUACCCAAUGUUUCCAGCCCCCGAAGAAAGAAUUAAAUGGGACGAAUAUGGCGAGAUUAUCAAACCUGAAGAUUUUCUAGUUCCAGAACUUCAGGCAACAGAAGAAGAAAAAAGCAAACUAGAAUCUGGCUUGACAAAUGGAGAGGAGCCUAUGGACCAGGAUUUAUCAGAUGUUCCCACCAAAUGUAUUUCAGCAACAGAAUCCAUGGAAAUUAAAGCUAGGGUUACAUACAUUGACUAUGAAGGACGCUCAGAUGGGGACUCAAUUAAAAAAAUUAUUAACCAAAUGAAACCAAGACAACUGAUCAUUGUCCAUGGACCACCUGAAGCCAGCCAGGACCUUGCAGAAUGUUGCAGAGCUUUUGGUGGAAAAGACAUUAAAGUUUACAUGCCCAAACUACAUGAAACUGUAGAUGCAACCAGUGAAACUCACAUUUAUCAGGUCAGGUUAAAAGACUCUCUUGUCAGCUCCCUUCAGUUCUGUAAAGCCAAGGAUGCUGAGUUGGCUUGGAUAGAUGGUGUCCUGGACAUGAGAGUUUCAAAAGUGGAUACUGGAGUUAUUUUGGAAGAGGGAGAGCUGAGGGAAGAUGAAGACCUAGAGAUGCAAGUGGAUAUGCCUUCUUCAGACUCCAGUGUCAUCGCACAACAAAAAGCCAUGAAAAGCCUCUUUGGUGAUGACGAUAAGGAGAUGUGCGAGGAGAGUGAGAUCAUUCCUACUUUGGAACCUCUGCCACCUCAUGAGGUUCUUGGUCACCAGUCUGUGUUUAUGAAUGAGCCAAGACUAUCAGACUUCAAGCAAGUUCUAUUGCGAGAAGGUAUACAAGCUGAAUUUGUAGGAGGAGUGCUUGUUUGCAACAAUCUGGUGGCUGUUCGCAGGACUGAAACAGGGCGCAUCGGAUUGGAAGGCUGUCUCUGUCAAGACUUCUAUAGAAUAAGAGACCUUUUAUACAAGCAAUAUGCUAUCGUCUAAAGGAGGUUCUGCAAAGGUGUUUUUACUUGAACUUGUAAAGAUGACGAGGAGUUCUCUCAGUUUUGACUUUUUGUAGUUUUCUAAUUUAUACAAGGGAGAAGUAAUUCAUAAAGAAUAGGUAAACUACCCUGAACAUGUAAAUAACUGCUACUGUCACUCUUCAUAAACUUAUUGGUACAUUCCAUGUUCUUGACUCUCAAACUGUUAUGACUUGCCAUCUCCUACGUAGUACAUUCUAAAUGAGUUUAUGGCUAUGAACUGUUCCUCAGGAAAGGUUCACAUUGACAGGACAUGUUCUGGUUUGAUAGAUUCCCUGCCAAAGAGUACGAAGUCAUUCUUCUAUUCUAAAAUAAGAUUAAACAUGGAACUGUUUUUUGUCCAUUUUGGAAGAGGCUUGAGUCCUUUUUUGUUUGUUUGUUUUAAAUUGAGUGUAAGUGGGCUAUUAAAAACAUAACUAGAGUUGACUACCUGAAUAUUCCCCCGGUGUUCAUCUGGCCGUGUCUUAAUGUUGUUGCUGUCUGCUCUUACUUGUUUGUUCCAGUACAGCAUUUCAUAUUCUGUAUGAAGUAUUAAUCUGCAGGAUCAAAAAAUUGCUUUGAACAGGUACAUUAAGAAGACUGGAGAAAAUUGUCAGGCAGCUUAAAAUCUAGUGAUUGUGUGCUUCUGAGUAACUUCUGUACAAACUUAUUGGAUUUGCAAUUUCUCGCUUUGCAGAGUUAUGCCAACUAUAAAAUCUUUUGAGUUCUAAUUUUAAUAUUUUCAAAGACUGAAGCCUUUUUCUGUGCACCGCUGUUUGUUCAGAGUGCCAUGAACCAAGUUCAAGAAGAUCCUUUAUCUGGAGAUCUGAGUUCAUGUGAUGUAUUUAAUGCUUUUGUGCCAUGUUUCAUACUAUUGCACGUUUUGAAAAUGGGACUUAUUGUAGCUGUUUAUGCUGGAAAUUGUACUUACUUUUUAGGUGAAGAUGAGUACAGUUUUGUGUGGCUGAAUUUCUCGGAAAUUAAUUUAUGCAUACAAAUGGCCUCUUGAGAGUUUCUUUAAUUCCAUUUUCUUCCAUCUGUGAACCACCAGUUUUGGCAGUGGAGGGUCGCCUACUUGUUUUUACAUAAAACAGCAAAGUCAUAUGUGCUCUCUGUGUAUACGUUUAAAUAACAUCUUUGGACAAAGUGGCAAAAAAAAAAAAAAAAAGCCCUGUGGGCUUUUAAUGGUAAGAUAAUUUACCUUGCAAUUCAUUUUUGACUAAUAGUUUAUCUGAUCUACAGAUGAUUUAUACUGUUUAAAAUAGUAACUUGAAAUUGAAGUCCAUGCUUAACAAAACAAAAAAAUCAACCAAGCUGCUAGAACUAGAUACUAAAAAUGUAAAACACUUGAAAAUGUAAUGCAAAGUGAGAAUGUGUUUUGUUACAGGCAAUAAUCUUGGCUAGUAAUGACUAAACAGCUCAACGCUUCUUUGGCAACAGUGUAUAAAAAAGGUUUAUUUUCUGUUACAUUGACAACUAGAACUUCUUAGAAAUGCUCUGGUUUUGUAGCUGUUUUGGAGCAGUGCUGUGUAAAUCUUUAUGAUACUGGGUGCUUGCUGGUGAAUACUAUUGUAUUACCGUUGUUGAUACUAAUGAACUUUAUAAAGUGCAUUCCUUUUUACAUAAUUGUAUUGGCCUUAGAGCUUUUAACUUGGAGGCUUGGGGAGGGCAGAGAUCACGUAAGGUGGUAUGAAAUAUUGAAAUAAAAUUUUAAAAUCUUUAGGAAAUGGAACUAAAAAAAAAAUGCUGUUCUUAAAAAGGGGGAAAGACAAGACAGCAUGAUCACAAAACUUUCAAUCUUUUUUUUUCAUAACUUACUGUUUCAAAUUCAGUUAAGUUUAACAAAUGUUAGUGUUAUUAAUUGCUAAACCUCCAUGUGUCCUGUUAAAGGACAAAGUAGCAUCAUUGCUGAAGAAUAAAGCUCAAGUAUGAGCAUAGCAGCUAAUUAUUCUGCAUUAGUCUAUUCUGCUUGAAAUAGUCUGGUAUGAAAUGAGACCUAGGAAGCUGAUGUGCAGGACAACAGGAGUUGUCUGAGCUCUGGGACAGGAGAAGGCUGGAUUUGUGGGCUGGUGAGUGGGAGGAAGGGGAAGUACAGGACAUCUGUAGUAACAUCACAGGCUGCAGCUGUGCUGUGAGGAAGGUGUGCUCUUUGGCUACACAUUCCUUACUUGGAGGCACUGUGGAACCGAAACAAAUUCCUGUGAAUGCUACCUAGUCUUCCAACAGCUUUCUGAUAGAUUAUUAUUAUUUUGUUGGUUUGAACUGUGAUUUAUUUUAAACAAGAAUUGAACUUCUCUGUCUUAAUUUUCAGUUACCAGUCUGGUUCUUGCUUGUCACUGAAAUGAAAUUAAUUUCUGCUCACAUCCAAAAAAUGUUUGUGCUGCCAUGGGCUGUAAGCUCCUGCAUUUGCUCCUGCAUUUGCUCCUGCAUUUGCUCCUGCAUUUGCUCCUGCAUUUGCUCCUGCAUUUGCUCCUGCAUUUGCUCCAUAACACCUACAAUUUAAUAGGGAGUACUAUUCCUAACUUUUUUCUCUGUUGUGCUUGAGGGCAAGAACAUUAACUUCAAUUCAAACCUAGCUUUGGUACUUAUGACCAUUUUAAAAAUACAUCCUUCCAAGGGUCUUGAAUAAUUCAGAUUCCAAAGCUGUGUUGACACACAGGAAAGGCUGACACUUGCUGUACCCCACCAUCACAUUUUGUAGUAUUUGUGGGUAAAUCUUAAUUUUCAUAUUCUUUUCUUCCUGUUCCUAUACUACCUUUUAAUUGCAGUCAAGCACUGCUUAUUUUGGAAUAAACAAGCAAGGAGAUGCCCUACAACGCCAUUCCCUCCCCCCAAGUAAUUAUUAUAGAUGGUUCUAUCCCAAAACACAUUGUGCAGAAUCAAGAUUGCUUUAGUAAGGCAUGACACACAUUAGUAUUUCAGUUGGGAAAGUGGAGUGUGUUGCUUGGGGAAAACACUGCAACCACUAACACUUUCAGAGACUUCAGCAAAAGAAAUUUUAAUGUAAUGAUCUGAAAAAUGGUACAGUGUUCUGUUUCAUGGAUGUUACAUGUUUUUGUAGUUUUAAAAAGUUGGUGGUGAUGAAGAUGAUCAACAGUCAAAUCUGCUAUCCAGUAAACAAUUUUAGGUCUUGAUCUGAAAACUGUGUAAGGAACUGAUGGAAGUUAAAAAUCCAUUGAAAUUUAUUUUUUAAAACACUUGAUUUUUAAAAAUACUUCAACCGGUUUUAGAACUUAUCCUCUGAGACUUUCUGAUUGUUAUGACUCAAGGAGCAAAAAGUGCAUCAGUAAUACUCACUUGGUAAAUGCAACUUGCUGUCGCAUGCCUUUUUUGCUGUAAAUGCAGACCAGGAUAGUUAGCUAAGUCAAUGUGAGCAGCACUAGUCUUAAAAAAAAUAAAAAUACUUUUGAGGUCUGAAAUACUUGCUUAAUGUAGAAGGAAAAUAGAGAAGCAAUAUUUUAAAUACCCAUUAAUUGACAAGUAUUUUGUCUUACAUGUAGAUAGAAUGUGAAAGCUUGAUAAAUAUGGGAGGUAUGGGAGAACUAUAUUGUUUCAUGCCAUGUGCUGUAAAUUAUAUUCUCCUUGCUAGGUUAUAUAUUACCACUGUGAUACAAAGUAAAAUAAAUUACAGCAUUUCUGUAGAAGAACGUAGUAGAACUUCCAAUAAGCCACAGAUCUGUUUUCCUUGAAAAGAAGGGUCCGUAGAAGCUCAAAACGUUACAAACAAGCUAGUUCAGCAUUUGAGCUGUAAGCAGUAAUAACCUGCCUGUUGUUGCAUAAUCCUCUUAGGUGAUGCAAGCUGGAUUUGUGGUUCAGCAGCUGAAUGAUAAUGAGCUAAGCAUCUGCCAAAAAGCAUAGUCUGUCACUGCAGGCUGGUAUUCACAAAUUUUAGUAAUGAGCGCAGAGUUGAUUUCAAUAGCAUACUUGUUUUCUCAGAUAUUACUCAUUUUCAGUGCAGGUUUUCUGAAGUGCUGCAAACCUCUCCAAGAGGUAUUUCUGUGGGAGUUCCAAACAAUUUUGGAAAGAUGGUAGUUUCAGUUUAAAAACAACAAACAAACAAACAAAAAAAAAACCAACGCAUUUCUGUCUGAUGCAGCCCAAGGUUGGUAGCAGUAUCCUAAAAUUGGGUUUGGAGAAUUGCAUAAGAAAAUCAAAGGGGACGGUUUUUCAUGUGGUAGUGGCUAUGGCGCCCUUGCUGAUAUUUAAGGUGAGGUAAAUAAAGCCUUGUAUUUAUUGUCAAAAAGCAAAGGCAUAACUUCUGCAGCAAAUGAACUAUUCCAUCUCCAGCGUGGAAAGGAUUUUUUUUAGAUACAAUUGCAAUUAUUUCCUUUGUGGCUAAUCAGAUGUUAGAAAUAUUUAAGGUGUCAAGUUACAAAGACUUAACUUUAAAACACAUAUAUUAAGUGAGAGCUAGCUCUUGGAGUGUUCAGUUUCUUAUGGAUGACAUCUUUGUUGGUACCUUCUCAGAGUUGUCAUUUAACUCAGUUGGCCUUUCUGCGAGGAGCCUGGAGUAGUUGUCUCACCAGGUCUAAACCGUAAAAUUGUGACGCCCAGCACAGUGACUUCCUUGGCUGGUUUACAGCUAUGUAAAUCAGAACAAAAACAUGAUCUAGCGUGAGCCAGCUUAAGUCGCUGAAAACGUGUCCUGCUAAGAAAAAAAAUGUUUAAUAGCUGAGAAAUUGAAAGCUAAAUUUUUAUUAGGGCUUGUUUAAAGUUGUAGUUUUAUGGAAUGCCAUUGCAGGUAUUCUAAUCUGCAGAAACUGCUGCUUCCUCUCAUGAUGUCUCUAGUUUAGCAGGAAGAACAAUCAGCUGCAGGAGUUCCUAGUCAGGUUUCAGCGAUAAUACUUUCCUUGAAAAGUAUUUUACAGUAUUUGCCUCAAAGUUGAUCUUUCUCUCCCCCCCCCCCCCCCUCUAAAUCCAACCAGAUAAGCUCGAUAGCGUGUGCAUCUCAGUGUUACUUGCAGUGUUUCUUAGAAAUAAUUCUGAAGAAGGGUGGGUAAUCUCUUGUUAUCUUUAGUAAUACUCAAGUGGUUUAGAAAAAUUGCACAAAGGAUUUUGAAAGAUUUUUGAAAUAAAUUGAAUGUAGAUAGAACUUGGUCGUCCAUAGCACUCAGUAAUUGUCACCUGUUUCUUUCCUCUAUCAGUUAAGAUGCAGUGGUAGAAAACAAGCCUUUAAGGGUCACUUUCUGAUGACAUUGUACAAUGAGCUAUUCAAGUUUUUUU